AGGGUUUAAGCAAACAAACAAAAGAAAAUGAGGGUUUAAAGUUCUCCUUUUUAUUUUGCAAAAUUGAAUUGAAGAUUCCCAAAUUUUUUUCCUCAAAAAAAAAGGAAAAAAUAAGUGAGGAAGGAGGCAUAGGAAGAUGGUGAUUAAAACGGGAGGAAACAGCUACGUUUCUUCGCCGCCGUCGUUCUCAAAUGACGCCGGCAAGCUGCUUGUAUGCACCGGCAACACCGUCUCUAUCUUCAGCACCUCCACUGGCCUUCUCAUGGGUGAAUUGGAAGGUCACACUGCGUUGGUGACGUCAGUGACCGUGGUGCCAGCUGCCUCACCGGCGAAAAGGAUGUUAUGUAAUUGUUGGACAUCAUCACUUGAUGGUACCAUUAAGUAUUGGGAUUUUUCUUCAGCUCCGGAGCUGGUCAAGACUAUUCCCGUUGGCUAUCCAAUUUACUAUACGGUGAUACCUGGUAUAUUAUGUGCACCAGUUGAUGACGGAGAGAAACCACAUGAUAUGUUUGCUUAUAUAAUGACUGAAGAUGUCAGUAGGUAUGCUGGACAGCAUAAUUCCACAUAUUACCAGAUUCGCAAGGUUAAUUUGACCCAGUGUCGCUUAUCUGGUGGUUUGAUUCUAAUUGAGACAUCAAAACCAUUGCCUAUAGCUGUAAGUCCUACGGGAAAAUAUAUCGGCGUUUGCGAAAAGCAGACCCUUCAUAUUUGGAAAAUCCCGAGGAGAGAUGCCGAUCGUGCAUCGCUAAAUAGAGUCAAGCUGCAUCAUACAAAGAAGCUUACCACCCUUGCUUUUCAUCCAACAGAGCAAAUUGUUGCAGCUGGUGAUGUCAGCGGGAGAAUCCUAAUAUGGCGGGGUGUUGGGAGAAAGAAGUUUACUAGUUCCAACGAUAAAUUGUCAAAUGGUAUCUUAUCAAUGAAAGAUUCGGAGGAAAGGCCUGGUGUAAGAGGGAAGGAUGAUGCUGAUUCUUGCACCACAUGGCAUUGGCAUUCUGCACAAGUGAAUCUACUUUUUUUCUCUACUGAUGGUGCUUAUUUAUACUCAGGUGGGCAAGAAGGAGUCCUUGUACUUUGGCAGUUAGACACCGGGAAGAAAAAGUUCUUACCACGUAUUGGAUCACCACUGCGAUAUUACGUUAGUUCGUCAGAUCCUUCCCUGUCAUCUGUAAGUAAAUCUUCUCAGCUCCUUGACCAUGUUUGGAUUGUACAGCACUCGCUGAGCAAGAUUUUACAGAUAUCAUGUGCAGAUAAUAUCAUUCAUCUGCUUCAAAUGCCUUCGAUGGAGAUCCUGAGAUCGAUUGCUGGCAUUAAGCCUCCAAAUUCAGUUCUGGAAACAACUGGGAGGCCAGGGUGCCCUGUAGUUGUUAAUCACUCCAAUGCCUUAGCUGCUGUGUGUACAGAGAGUUACAGCAUCCAACUUUACAGUCUGUUAAAUGACCGUGAAAUUUCUGAGGUGCGAGUAUGUGAAAGGAACCAUCAACCAGGGGACGAAAUUACGGUAGUUGUGAAUUUGGUUGCCCUCUCCCUUGAUGGAUCAACCAUGGGUACUGUUGAAACAAGGUUACCUGAAGAAGGAAUAGGAGGCCUUGUAAGUCUAAAAUUUUGGGACUCUAUCUCUCAUAGUAAAGAGUUCAGCUUAUCUACAGUCGUCUAUGAACCUCACAGAGAAGCUGGCGUUUCGGGCAUGGCUUUCCACCCGACACGUCGAAUGGCUGUCAGCUCCUCAUAUGGUGCUGACUUCAAGGUCUGGGUUUGUGGUUCGGAGGUGUCACAGAAAGACCAGAAGAAUGGAUGGACAUGCCAUGCUGUUGGUUCCUAUAAGAACAAGCCAAUGACAGCUGUCACUUUCUCAGCAGAUGGUUCAGUUCUUGCUGUUGCUGCUGGAAAUGUUAUUACACUCUGGGAUCCAGAGAAGAAUUUUCUUGUAGCUGUUAUUGGAGAGAGUACUGAGCCAAUCACAUCUCUCUCAUUCGUGGGGAAGUCAGAGUAUCUGGUUUCUGCUUCCUGUGGCUCAAAACCUAAACUCUUCCUUUGGAGUAUGGCAAAGCUUUCAUUAUCAUGGUCUUACAAUCUUCAAGCUGAAGCUGUGUCUUGUGCAAUGGAUGAUUCCUUGUUUGCUGUUCUCGCUCGUCUUCCCUCAUUUGAAAGUAAGGAACCAAUUCAAGCUGAAAGUAAGGAACCACUUGAAGCUGAAAAUAAGGAACCACUUCAACCCUCAUUACAAGGCGCAGAUGGGUCAAUCUUGUUUUUUAAAUUAGACAAAGCAGUUCCUGUCUCCGCAUGGUUUGUCAAAAAGGCACAAGGUGGGACUCUUGCUUUUGUUCGUGGAGACUCAGGGUUCGCUGAUGGCUGUGCUGAAGGGAAGCUGCCUGAAUUUCUCACCUACAUCAACGGGGCUCAUGAGUAUGUUCUUUUAGAUCCAUUUGGUGGCUGUGACAAAAUUCUCAGACGUGUUGAUCAAGCAGAUAAUCGAGUCGAUUUUGAGGAGUCUACAAGAGGGAGGUAUGGAUACACUUCAGUUUAUGGUAGCCUUCCAGAAUUCAAGUUGGAGGCAGCAGAUCAAACCAUGGCAAUUGGAGGAUCCGAUAGUAGGAGCUGGGAGAAAAUUCUUGACGGGCCUUCGCAUAGCCUUCCCCCUCUCACUAAAUUAUGCUCGGCAUUUCUAGAGUCGUUACUAGAGAGAAGAACUCCAACUGUUCAACCGUGAACUUUAUUAAUAAGUAGGAUUCCAAAAACUGACAAGUCGGAUAAAACAGCAUUGUUGACUGAAGACACGCCAACCAUGCUUUACCAUCUAAGUGGGAGGUCCCUCAGUUAGUUGAUCAUCAUUUUCUUUUGGUGAAGAUUGAGGAGGGGAUGGCAUCAAAAGAGACCGUUUUUGAAGUAUGCCGAGAUCGGAAGGUAAAGAGUAAAGAGGAGAAAAGGUGUUUUGAUCCGACUGUAUAUGUAUCUGAGCAAAUGUAGGAUAACUACUGCGACUUGGCAGAGUAAUUUGGACAAGAUCAACCCAAUUUUGUAGUGAUCAUAUUUAUUGGUCUUCUUGUAUUAUCUCCAGAUUGUUGGCGAUUAUUGUCAUCUGUUGUAUAAGACACCCUAUGUGUUUUUUUUCGGGAGAGAAUCCGUAAUCUUACCGGCGAUAAUUGUGUCCAAAUGAUGCAGGAAUACAACAAUGUUUUGAAUCUUAAAACAAACUGAUAUUCCCCUCCAGUAAUAAUAUACCAAGGAUGGUAGAACACUCAUCAUCUCCUCUUGCAGCAAGUACUGUAGAUAAAGAUUCACGGCUUUGAUGGAUGGCAUAUUAUGAAGGUUUUAUUCAUGAAGAAUCUCUAGUGGCAAUCUUGUACAAUACAGUGAUUUCUUCCUCAUUUUUCAGUCCAAGAUCCGUAUGUUAUUUGCUUUUUUUUUUUUAAUUAUUUUUUUUAUAUAUGAAAGAAGCCCGAGGCUUAAGUUACAAAGACCUGCGAUGUACAAAAGAGGCUUUGUCUAUACAUAGUAAAUCUAAUGUAGAGGGUGGGGGUAACGUCAAGAGAUGUUUCCCCGUUGGAGAAGAGAAGCCAAGUUUAGCUAACGAGGCCGCAGGUUUGUUUCCAUUUCUGUGAGUGUGCAAAAAGUCCAC
This is a messenger RNA of Oldenlandia corymbosa var. corymbosa, 3616 nucleotides long. The record is from the annotation of a GenBank genome assembly. Lineage: Eukaryota; Viridiplantae; Streptophyta; Magnoliopsida; Gentianales; Rubiaceae.